Dendrobium catenatum is the source of this 930-nucleotide messenger RNA. RefSeq lists its product as uncharacterized. The coding region runs from base 356 to 763 and encodes 135 amino acids. The record is from RefSeq and is a predicted model, not a curated record. NCBI's taxonomy places the organism in Eukaryota, Viridiplantae, Streptophyta, Magnoliopsida, Asparagales, Orchidaceae. The transcript has 2 exons.
CUCAAAGUUAAUGAUCAACUUGAGGAUUUUCAUUUGAAGAAGGGAAUGUUUGGAUUUAGAGCAGCACAAGCAUGCUUCAAAACACGAUCUCCUGGUAUGUUUAUAAUUUGUGUAUUUAUAAUUUUAAUGUUAAUAUUUAUGUUCAACUCUUGUACUUCAACCAAUAUUCAUAAAAUACUAUGUUUGUCUUCAUGUAGAACGUUGGUGGGCUCAGUUUGGAGAUGAUGUUCCUGAAUUGAAAGCUUUUGCAGUUAAAGUUCUUAGCCUAACGUGUUCGGCUUCUGCAUGCGAGCGUAAUUGGAGCAUCUUCAAUCAAAUUCAUACAAAGAGAAGAAAUCGAUUGGCGGCAGAUCGAAUGAACAAACUAGUUUAUGUUAUGUUUAACAAAAAAUUAAAAGAUAGAUAUCUCAAAUUGCAGAAUCAAGGAAAUAUUGAGAAUGAAAUUGACCCUUUGCUUGUUGAUGAGUUACAAUCUGAUGAUGAAUGGGUUACUCCUAAGAAUGCUGAUGUUUUUGAAGUUGAAGCAGAAGGAGAAACUCAUGUCAAUGAAGAAGACAAUGAAGCAACUACCCAAGUAUAUAAAAGAAAGAAACCAAGUGAGAUUGAAGCUUCGAAAAAAAUCAAAGGAGAUAAAGGAAAAAAUAUUAUAGAUGAAGAAGAGUUUGAGGAUGACUUUGACAUUAAUUAUGAAGAUUCUGAAGACAAUCAAAGUGAUGAUGAGCCUGCUUUGGGUCUUGAUCCCAAGGGAAUGUUUUAUUUUUAAGUGAGUUUAUUUUAUAUCUUGUAUUCCAGUAAUAUUUUCCUGAAACAAAUCUUCAAAUUCAUAGUUGACAUAAUAUUUUGUUAUUUUUUGUCAUUAUUUAUAGUUUUAAAUUAAUUUAUUUUAUUCAUUUUGAGGCUUACACCUCGAUCCGCCUCGAGGCUUACGCC